AUGCGGCGGAAGCAGAAGCGGCUGCUGCAGGCGGUGGGGCUGGCUCUGGCCGCCCUGGUGUUCUUGCCCAACGUGGGGCUGUGGUCCCUGUACCGCGAGCGGCAGCUGGAGGGCGGCGCGGCCGGCGGGGACGGGGCGGCCGGCGGGGCAGCGGCGGGCGAGGCGCCGGCAUCAUACAUGAGGCAAAAGAAAGAUGCUUACUUUGCUGAUGGACAGAGAAAAAAGGACUGGCAUAACAACGAAGCUAUAAGGAGGGACUCUGAGCGUGUAGGAAAUGGAGAACAGGGAAAACCUUACCCAAUGACUGAUGCAGAGCGAGUGGACCAGGCAUACAGGGAAAAUGGCUUUAAUAUCUUUGUGAGUGAUAAGAUUUCCCUGAAUCGUUCCCUUCCAGACAUCAGACACCCAAACUGCAAAAAUAAGCUGUACCUGGAGAAGCUUCCGAACACGAGUGUGAUAAUUCCGUUCCACAACGAAGGAUGGUCCUCUCUGCUCCGGACAGUGCACAGUGUCCUCAACCGCUCCCCUCCUGAGCUGAUAGCAGAGGUAGUGCUGGUGGAUGACUUCAGUGACAGAGAACACCUGAAGAAACGCCUGGAGGAUUAUAUGGCCCAGUUCCCAAAUGUACGAAUCCUCCGAACCAAAAAGAGGGAAGGGCUGAUCAGGACUCGCAUGCUGGGGGCCUCUGUGGCCAUAGGGGACGUCAUCACCUUCCUGGAUUCCCACUGCGAGGCCAACGUGAACUGGCUGCCACCCCUGUUAGAUCGCAUUGCCCGAAACCGCAAGACUAUCGUUUGCCCUAUGAUUGAUGUUAUUGAUCAUGACCACUUUGGAUACGAGACUCAGGCUGGAGAUGCAAUGCGAGGGGCAUUUGACUGGGAGAUGUACUACAAGAGGAUCCCUAUUCCUCCUGAGUUACAGAAACCUGAUCCCAGUGAUCCCUUUGAGUCUCCUGUAAUGGCUGGAGGACUGUUUGCAGUCGAUAGAAAGUGGUUCUGGGAGCUGGGAGGGUAUGAUGCAGGUCUGGAGAUAUGGGGAGGAGAGCAGUAUGAAAUAUCCUUUAAGGUAUGGAUGUGUGGAGGUCGCAUGGAGGACAUCCCUUGCUCUAGGGUUGGUCAUAUCUACAGGAAAUAUGUUCCAUACAAGGUUCCCACAGGAGUUAGCCUGGCAAGAAACCUGAAGCGGGUGGCUGAGGUGUGGAUGGAUGAGUACGCCGAGUACAUUUACCAGCGCAGACCAGAGUACCGGCACCUCUCCGCGGGGGACGUCGCGGCCCAGAAGGAGCUUCGCAACAACCUCAACUGCAAAAGCUUCAAGUGGUUCAUGAGCGAGGUCGCCUGGGACUUGCCAAAGUUCUACCCACCGGUGGAGCCUCCAGCAGCCGCCUGGGGAGAGAUACGCAAUGUAGGAACUGGACUGUGUGUGGAUACUAAGCAUGGAGCCCUGGGAUCCCCACUGAGGCUGGAAAACUGCGUGAAGGACAGAGGAGAAGCAGCAUGGAACAACGUGCAGGUGUUCACCUUCAGCUGGAGAGAGGACAUCCGUCCCGGGGAUCCUCAGCACACCAAGAAGUUUUGUUUCGAUGCCAUUUCCCACAGCAGCCCUGUGACCCUCUAUGACUGUCAUGGAAUGAAGGGGAACCAGCUCUGGAGAUACCGAAAAGACAAGACUCUCUACCAUCCAGUCAGCAGCAGCUGUAUGGACUGCAGUGAGAGUGAUCGAAAAAUCUUUAUGAAUAGCUGCAAUCCUUCAUCUCCAACACAGCAGUGGAUAUUUGAACACACAAACUCAACCAUCCUGGAAAAAUUUAACAGAAAUCUUGAUCUUUAAAAGACUGAGAAAAUAUAUAUAUAUAUUUUACAAUUAUAGUUUUUACUGGGGAGGGUUACAAAAAAUUUUUUUAAGAAUACUUUUUUUUAAACAUUUAAUGAAGGUAAAAGGGAGAAUCUCAGGAGAAGGUUAACGAGCAGGCCAGUCUUUAUUGUGAAGAUGCUGCAUCCUUCUCUUCUGGGGAUGGUGGAAUUUUAAAGGCUUUGCCAGAGCCAAUUCUGUGCUGAGACUGAACAGAAACUCUGUUUUUAGAGGAGUCUGAAUGUGAUUCAAAUGGAUUUUUUUUCCUUUGUUUUGUUUUAUUUCCCACCUGGGUCUUGUGUUAAAUGAUUUUGUUAUCCAGGACCCUCCAGGACUUUUUGUAGCUGCUAUACCACCUGCUGAAGUGUUCCCACAGCUUUAUCUUCCAAACGCCAUAUAAGUAAAAUCCUGAUACAGGAUUUAAGCCUCCUAUGAAAAAAAAAAAGAAAAAGCCCAUCAGUGGAAAAUGAAAUGCAUAUUUUUUUGCCCUGGACCAAGUAUAUUUCAAACAGGUUGACAUUAUUAUUUUCCAAAUCAUAGCUCUGAUGAAGGAAUGAACUCUAGUGGAAGUGCAGCCAAGUGUUGGGAAUAUGGCUGUAGUUAUUAGCAAUGAGAAAUCUGUGUUUCUGGUCCAUUCACUUUGCAGUCAGUUUGUCACUCACUGUUGAAUCUUCAAGGUGAAAGAUUAGUGGAGGGUUUUUUAAGUAAGCACAGUUCUUACAGGUGAGGACUUUUGCUAAGAGCCUUUGGAUAUCAGGUUCCAAAUUUGCUUCUUAUUCAUAAUCCUUUUAGCACAGACACCUCCAGGGUUUCUCAGAGUUAAAUCUACUACGUGCAGGCAACUUCCAUUCACAGUUGGUGUGAGCAGAUUAAUCCAGGAUAACCAAUUCAGGGCUCAGAUUAACGAUUGGUCUUUAUCCAUUUGUUCAUCAGUCUGUAAUUUGUUGAGUCCUGUGGUCAGUAGUGUUCUAGGCUUGUGGGAAUGUGCUGUUAAUCUCUCCUCAUGUCCCAACAUCCACAGCGCUGUACAGUUUACUGUGACUGGAGAUCUGUUUGCUUAUGCAGAGAUGUGGGAUUGAUGGACCCAUUUUACUGGUACCCUCUCCCUUGUGCAGUCAGUGAGCAGUACAAGGUGUUAAUCCUUCUGUUUUGGCUGUGGGAUCUGCCAGACCAUGAACCAGGAUGGUCUCAUCCUAGAAGCUGGAAUGUACUGAUACUAAAAGAUGAAUGCAAGCUAGGGCACAACUGUCUGCCCCUUGAACUCUCUAUUGUGAUGUGCUGACAAUGGAUCAAAAUCAUCUCCCCCUCUCUCAUCCUCACAGCUGAGGCCAUGUCUAGCCUCUUUUGCCAUCUUACCUGGUCCAUGCAGUCAUGGAGCAUGGGAAACAUUGGGUGCUGCACUGCAGCUGGGACCAGGCUGCCAAAAUGUGUUGGUGUCUAAUGUUUUGAGAGUGAAGAAAAGAAAAAAAGCUCUAGGUUUUCCUUGUGACAGUUCUGCAGCAGUAUUGUAUGGAAGUGAGACCAGCAUCAAGCAGAGUUGACAUCUUAUGUUCUCAGUUACUACAAUAUGUCUGUCAUUAGGAUCCCUUUUCAUUUCUGUGGGAGACAGAGUCACCUUCCAGCGCUUUGUGUCUGGCUGCUGCUUUCCUUAAGUUAUUAAUGCUCUCAUUAGUCUAGUAGUGCUGACUGUGGAACACUAGAUGGCCUGACUAGAUGUCUUUAUGAAUGUUUUAAUACCUGUGGAACAAGAAGCUGCUUGUCCAGGAACAGUGAUAGUUUUUUAUGAUUGGGACACAAUCAGCAGAUUCUAUAAAUGGACUGUAGGUUGUUCUGCUUGCAGUUUGCAACUUUGUGUGUCUUAGUUUUCUAAUGAGAGGAAUAGCUUCUGUUUCUAAAAUGCAUGGCUUGCUUUGUACUUGGGCUCACCUUGUGAGCCUGCUUGGCUCACAGGAUGCUUCAGAGAGAACUGCAGUAAUGAACAGGUCUUUUACCACUUGGAGAUCUUAAUUUGGAGAUAAAGGUCAGCUCUUAGUAAUUUGCACCAAAACAUUAGGUAGUAGUUGAGGCAAUUCCAGUUUGACAACCUACCACCAGUACACAGAAACUGGAACUUUAGUGUGAGUGGUUUUACCAGCUCCUUCUUAGUGUGGUUUAUCUGUUUGCUGAAGGUUUGGUAUCUGAGUGUGAUAAGUGCCUCACAAAUUCUGUACAUUUCUGACUAGCUCGCUGGGCUUUGAACUAUUAAUUUAUUUGCAUCAAUUAUACUUUUCAAUACCCUAGAGGCUUUGCUGACUAAUGCAAAGACUUAAUAUAGCCAACCAUCCACUGAUUGAGAAAUAGAAGCUGUAUUUCAUCAUCUGCAUCUUUAACUGAGCCUUUGCUGGGCAAUCUGGUUAAUUAUUCCAAUUAAUUUUGGUUAUUUGUAAGCAAAAUUGCUAAAGCAUGAAUACAUAAGCAAAUCUUCACAUCCGCAUGUGAGUCAAGACUGGAGAUUAAAUACCGGUGAUUAUCUAAUGCAAAAUAAAUGUUUUCAUAUUUUUUCCCCAAAAAAGUAUCGAAACACCCCUCUUUUUAUGUCUGCAUAAGUUCUGCUGCUUUUAAGUAUCAGAAUCCGAGACAACAGAGGGAUCCCUGGGUGUGUGUUGUGUUGCAUAAAAAUACUUUGAUUUGCUCUUGAAGCUGUUGUUGAUCUCUACUGGUGCUAAUCUCUAAGGCUUACAGACAGUAAAUAGGUUUGGGGCUCUCAUGUGUGCAAGGUGUCUUUUCUCAUAGCUGGGAAAUUAACUUCCUUUUCCACACCACAAGAGAAGAAUGUGGGAGCCUCCCCGAAAGGGGAAUACAGCAUCAUUAAAAUAAAGAUGUGCCUUUUUAAAUGUAAAUGUACAGCAAAUGCUUAAACUUGAACCAUUUCCUAGUGCCUUGCUGGACAAGAGAGGAGAGGGGAAGGAGUUGGGAGAUAAGGAUGUAAGAGAAAGCUUGACUUGUGCAGUGUUUGUGUGUGUUUUUUUAAAAUGUCUGACUUUCAGUGCAAAAUUUGUGUGAACGACAGUAAUUCAGAAGCUCAUGGGGUUCCUCUGUUAAAUCAGUAUCGUUAAUGACUCAAGGGGAUGUUAUCACUCCUAAUAGGAAGACUUAGAAAGGAUGGCUGCUUCCUCUUGGCACGCUGUAGCAACUGGAGCUAAGCUGGAGGAUGUCUUGGGUUACCUGUUGGAUGUUUCACCUCAUGGUGAAGGCUCAUGAUUUCACUGGCAUGCAGGAUCCUGCAUUUUAUUUUCUAAGUAUGCAAAUCACAAAUAGUCCCAAAAGCAUAUAAAAUCUGUAGCCAGAAGUGUCUUUCAGAAAAAAUCGAUGCCUCCCAUCAGUGGGAAACUUUUUAAAGGGUGUGUUAACAGCUCUAAUACAGAAGUAGCAAGAAAGCAAUUUCUCAUCCUGACUUUCUUCCUGGUUGGUUUUACAGCAGCCUGUGCACAGGGCUUUGCUUUCCUUUACUGGAGAGUUCCAGUCAGCAAACUUUCCUCCUCCCUGCUGCACUGAGAUCAGUAUACUGAGAGUCAAACAGGCACCACCAGCAUUGCAAGAGCACAGUGCUCUGGGGCUGCUGCAGGGCUGUCACAGCAGCUCUGCUGGCUCACAUCACCCUGGGGAGAGAUCUCCUAAAAGCCAUAUUGGGCAAUCGUGGAACUGCUGAUUGAAAAGGGAGAAGAUUAUAUUUUAAAUUGUCUUUCAAAGAUAUGGACAGGCACUUGAAUGGUUUUCAGGCAGUCAACCUGUCAUGCUUCCAGUCAAAAUAGCCCUGGUAAAGCCAUGUCUGAAACAGCCUGGCUCUGCCAGCACAAGCACUGCACGUGUACCUUGCAUCCCACAUCCACUCCCAGCUCCUGUGGUUCAUGGAUAAACUGUGGUUUCACAGGAUACACAGCAAAGGGGAGCUAGCUUGGGAGUCAGGAGCACUGGAUCCUGCUCCCAGGCUCCUGUGGCCUGUUACUUGAUCUUAAGCAGGGAAAUUCUGUGUGCUGCAAUUUCCCAGCUUGUGUGGGAUUUACCUUUAAGUGCUUUAUUUUCUGACCUAAUGAGUGUUGAGUCCAAAUUUUAAAUCAAGCUGCAAGUCCUCACCUGGUUCAAGUGGAGAGGAGAGAUGCGAUGGGUGGAGAAUGGGAAAUGAGACCCAAAAUUUCCAUCAGCAUUCAACACAGACUUGUCAACUCAUUUCAUAUUCCUCAUUAACCAUUCAGAUUGAUUUAUUGACAUCAUAAAUUUAAAGUGUAACUGAAAUUAACUCAAGUCCUGCUCCAAUUGCUCCUUAGUAGUGCCACACUUUAGCUUGGAGGUCUGUAUGGAACUAGGCAAUGACAGAUUAUGGAAAACCUAAUAAAAAGCCUAUGACUGUUUUUGACUCUGCCUCUGCUAGCUGAGUACAGUCCUUUACUUUCUGCAUUUUGAGCUUUCUUGUUGCUUCUGUAUAUUCAAAAGACUUCAAUGAUUCCAGCAGAUGUGAGGGAUUUGGGAGUUUUAUAUAAAGCCACUGGAUCUAUGUGGUCUUAACUAUACUAGUUCAACUCUAGCUGAAAAAAGUCCUAAUCCCAAUUAGUGAGCAAGGAAAUGUGAACUUCAACCACAAAACAAGAUAAAAACUGGUCAAGCUACUAGCCUGAAACCUUAGCCCUUAUGAUAACAACAACAAAUAGCUUUAGCCUCUAGGGUGGAGAAGGGAAUUGGUUUCAAAAUGCAUUCUCCAGGAUCUCAGUGAUUAGGUCUAAGUUUGUCUGUUCCUUGUACUGCAUGCAUUUUCUCUGUAAAACUGGAUGGUGCCUCUUGAAUCAGUGUGUAUUUAUUUUGUGCAUAUUAGGACCAACAGCCUAAUAUCUGGGGGUGGUAAAGGACUUGUAGCACUUUAAUGUAGUAGCUUUCAUAAAUUGGAAAUCAUUGAUAGAAUGCCUAGUGUUUUUAAAGUUGAAUGGACUUCCUUUUAUAAUAUAUUUAAAAUAAAUUUUUAAUGUGUUUUCUGAAA
Molecule: messenger RNA, 6859 nt
Organism: Manacus vitellinus (golden-collared manakin)
Lineage: Eukaryota; Metazoa; Chordata; Aves; Passeriformes; Pipridae
Gene: GALNT10
Product: polypeptide N-acetylgalactosaminyltransferase 10
Cellular component (GO): Golgi apparatus
Source: RefSeq, a predicted model, not a curated record